Messenger RNA from Exophiala oligosperma, 2296 nucleotides. RefSeq lists its product as uncharacterized. Gene Ontology annotation, molecular function: threonine-type endopeptidase activity. The record is from RefSeq and is a predicted model, not a curated record. Bases 514 to 2031 code for a protein of 505 amino acids. The transcript has a single exon. Gene Ontology annotation, biological process: protein maturation. NCBI's taxonomy places the organism in Eukaryota, Fungi, Ascomycota, Eurotiomycetes, Chaetothyriales, Herpotrichiellaceae.
CUCAGUUGCAGCCGCCUUUGCGAAAGGUGCUAAAUGACAAUGGAUGAGGAGGGCGGCCGUUGAGAGGGCAAGAGCCUAAGUCGCUCCUGUGGUCUGCCUGCCAACAAACAAGCACUCACGUCUUGCUGAUAUGUUUGUCACUUUGUUUCUAUGAAUCGUGUGUUCUGAUAAACCAGCACCUCUCUUUACCGCCCAGGUGAUCCUCUCCUCGUAUCCUUCUUUCUAGUCAAUCUGCUUCUCAGCAUUCUACAACCGCAUUCAUUCACGCGGCGCAGGGUUCGCGUCUUCUAUUAUUCAUUCGAGUCAUUGACUUCAGUGUUCUUCGAACCUCACCACAUCCUUCAUCUAUCUUACACUGUCCACCAAUCCAAGUUUCUCUCAUCGCAACAUGCGUGUCCCAAUACUCUCAUCCUAAAAUUCUCUCUCUCGAAGACUCUUCAUUUCAGUUUCCACGAAAGGAAAUAAACUAUUUCAAACCGCUUGCUUUAUGUCUUGGACCACCGGCACAAUUCAAUGCCUCGAAGACGUGAGGGUGGCGACCUUUGUGCCAUCUUCAUUCAUGCCGGAGCGGGGUUUCACAGUCGACAGAAUGAAAAAUCUCACCUGGCUGCCGUUAAUGAUGCUGCGUUGGUCGCAAUGGCGAUCUUGAAAAAUGGGGGCAAUGCCACCGAUGCUGUUGAAAUGGCCAUAAGGCUCCUCGAAGAUAAAGAGAUUACAAAUGCCGGCUACGGUAGCAAUUUGACCAUGGACGGUAUCGUCGAGUGUGACGCAACAAUGGUCGAUCAUAUGGGCCGCAGUGGUGCGGUUGGUGCUAUGUCUCAGGUCAAGAACCCCAUCGCGGCAGCCCGACUAGUCCUUGACGAAUCGAUCAAGCCUUUAUCGCUUCAACGCGUCCCACCAAAUCUUCUUGUUGGAGCAGGAGCUACUGAUUUUGCUCACGACAAAGGUCUUCCUAUACUACCACCUGACUUCCUUGUGUCAAACAACGCUCGCGAUCGCUGGCUUCGGUGGAAAAGAGACCUACAGGACGUAGAAGACAGGUCUGCCAUGAACCAAUCUCCAGAGCAGAGAGUUGGGGGCAGGCUGUUAUCGAUUUCUCCCAAGUCUAGCAGAGCCUCUGCAACAACCCAGACACCUUCCCUUGAACGACGACCGAGUCUACCGUCUCACUCCACAUUCAUCGAACCCGAUCAAGACGUGCCCACCAGUGUUAAAGCACUCGCUAGUAGCCGAGCAGACGACGAGGCAGGAGGCAUGAGAUCAAGCAGAAGAGCGAUCCCGCGUUCAGAAAUUGAAGACGACAAUGACUCUGGCGUCGAUGACAGCCUCCAAUGGCUGGCAUCCCCUCCUAAGCGGCAGAAACUGAGUGGCCGGUUCGAUGGACUGACGGACGGCCAAAAGGUAUUACCGACUUCAGGACCAUGUCCGACAACUGGCGAGCAUGACGAUGGAGAUGCAGGACGAGAGGACGAUAUUACAGACACUGUUGGUGCCAUUGCAAUCGACUGCUUCGGUCGACUAGCUGCGGGCUCGUCUUCAGGGGGUAUAGGAAUGAAGCACAAAGGCCGAUGUGGCCCAGCAGCGCUUGUAGGGGUCGGGACUGCAGUUAUCCCUGUCGACCCAGAGGACAUUUCCCACACGGCUGUCGCCACAGUGACGAGUGGCACUGGUGAACAUAUGGCAACUACAACGGCUGCGGCUACAGCAGCUGAACGGGUUUACUCUUCGAUGAGAAAGAAAGACGGACGUCUCGAGCGGUGCAACGAGGACGAAGCACUCUACGCUAUGAUCACGCGAGAGUUUAUGCAACACCCAGGAGUUGUCAACAGUCCUUGCCUUGGUGCGAUUGGGAUUCUGGCGGUCAAGAAGACCCGAGACGGAAUCUACUUCUAUUUCGGACACAACACAGAUUCCUUCGCACUAGCGUCAAUGCAUUCCGAAGAACGCAAGCCUGUUUGCACCAUGUCACGAAGCAGGGGCAACGGCUCAGUGGCACAAGGUGGACGGGUGGCACGUUCCUGGAUGCCAUGAUUUUCCAAUGUUGAGGACGAACCAGCCACGGACAAGAACAGAGUUGCCUUUCGGAAACAUCGAUGUCGAUACAAGCUGCUCCAGAAACCGAUUUUGUGAGAGUAUGGAGAAUGAGUAAAGGGAGGAGAUGAUCAGAAUAUCCACGAAGCCGGUGACGCCCUAGAGAUACACCACACCCACGAUGAAGCUGAACAGGCGGUAAAGGGUGGACAUAUCACCAGGCAGUCCUAAAUAAUCCUCUUGAAACGCGAGGUACCUAAGUAAC